Molecule: messenger RNA, 1906 nt
Organism: Planococcus citri (citrus mealybug)
Lineage: Eukaryota; Metazoa; Arthropoda; Insecta; Hemiptera; Pseudococcidae
Exons: 7
Coding region: 810-1772 (320 amino acids)
Biological process (GO): protein polyubiquitination; positive regulation of proteasomal ubiquitin-dependent protein catabolic process
Molecular function (GO): protein binding
Source: RefSeq, a predicted model, not a curated record
UUUCCGAGGUACAAAAGUGCACAACGGAAGGUGUCAAUUAAAUGGUAACGAUUCCGAGUGAUCUGUCGCGCUUUAUUUCGAUAUGAAAAAAAUCCCAAAAUUUGACAGGUAUAAGUCCAAACUUUCAAAUUUUUAUAAAUUAUGGAAUUUUUAGACAUUUUAAAACUUGAGCGGAUUCACAACCACUAGGCUACGCGUUGAAAACAAUAUUUUUUAUUCCAUGUUCUAUGGGACCACUUUUAAUAUCCUAAAUGGAUGUUUUAUUUUUUAUUCAAGCUGGUGAAUUUGAUUAAUGCGAUUGAUAAUGUUGGGAUUUUGAUGACUACGUGAUUGAAUAUCGAUAGGUAUCUAAACUAUACCCUAGACCUACAUAGUACGUACAUAUGUAGUGUAGGCCUGUUUGAGUAAGUACAAUGAAAAAUUAGGUAUAAGAGAAGGGAACGUGAAGAAAAAGAAUUUCACCAAAGGAGAGCUUCGUAAUGAGAAGGUAGGUUGAGAUACAUGAGUCUUUCAAAGUUUCGAAACAUCCUUCCCGGAAAAUCCUGAUUUCAUUUUACCUAGAUAUAGUUUUCAAAAACGCAGGAUAGUCCUCAACGAACUUCACUGGGCCGAUCCUCAAGUUGUAGGUUUGUAUGAUUUGUUUCAUUCAUCAGAAAUCAGAAUGUUCAUAAGUACCUAAACCUAUACAUUAUGUGCUACAUACGUACAACUUAAUUUCGAAAUUUGCCUUUUCUGGGCGAUUUGCAGAAACAGAAUCCUGUAAAAAUUUUAAUCAUGAUUUUCCCGAAUUUUUCCAAGAUGAGAUGUAGAUGACUGUGAAGGUAGAUUCAUGCAGCGAAUCAGCGAAUUGCAUAUUUUUAUGGAAAUUAUCCCCAUCCCCUCCUAGACUGUUACUUUCCAACGCAACCGCACCCGCACCGGCCUACCUACUGCCCUGUCGUGUUUUAUUUUUCUCGCUAUCAUCUUAUCACUACUUUGUGAUCGUGAAGCUGUCAGAAACCGUUAAAAAUUAUAAAAUUUUGCUACGAAUAUCAAUAAAUAAAUUAAUCUGCUUUCCUCAUGAAAUAACCCUUUAUUUUGACGUGAUGGAAAGUUUGGAAGAACUUCGUAGUGAUCAUCCGAUCAUGGAAUCAACUAAAUCGGAAGAAGAAACUGUUAAUUUGGAGUAUUUUGGGAGAUACCUAACUAAUGAAUACGAGAUUUUGGAAAGAACUCUUUCUUAUUUGAAUAUCAAUGACUUGAUAAGUGCUUCACACGUUACAAGUUCCUGGAAACAAGUUUGCGAACGUUUACUGGAGAAAAGAAAAAAUUUACGAUGGCACAUUCGUUGUAAAUGCGGCGCGUUUCGGGGCCAUAACUUCAAGAAUAAAAUCAACUUCAAGUCAUCGUUAGCUUUAGGAUUUCAGUUAACCAACUCAAAAGAUGAGAUUUUGAACGAUUUAAUGGAGAAUGAGUCUUAUUUGUGUCGUAGUUCAAUAGCUGAUGAUCUUGCCAAAGGAUCGAAUAUUCCGGGUGUGCAAGACGCGAAUAUGUUCAUUAUUAAAAGUUGCAAAUUGGAAGUUCCUUAUUACACUGAGAAAAAUGAACUUAAGUUUCUUGAUAAUGCUGAGGCGUGUCUACUUUUUCCUGAGUUAGAAGGUUUUCAAGUUCAUGUUGAAACUUAUUCCCCCAGCGAAGAAUGUGAUAAGCUGUUUUCGUAUCCAUCCAUAAAAGCUUACUCAGCCGUUCAACAACCUCUGUUGCUAUGGCGGGUGGCAUUUUUGAAAUGGUAACAAAGUUUUCUAAGAAAAGACGAAUAUGGAAACUGGAAGACAACCUUGUGAAUGUGUUCUUCUGCGGUGAAAAUAUUACUUGCUAUUCAAAUAUCCUGAUUCAAAAAGAUAAAAAAUACGUGGAAAAUUUCAUG